AUGCAGGGCGUGCUCACGCCCGAGGGACGGUGGUCCCUCGUCGCCGAGCGUCGCACCUCCCACCCCUUCAAUCCCGAGACCCCCAGUACCUGCGUGAUCUGCCACCUACCCGACAGGAAGGCCCCUGUGGCCGUCUUCAACCUUCCCAGGGCCCUCUUCCUCUGCGCGCUCUCCCCCGGCGCGGGCAGCGACUCGCGGCUGGUAGAGGUGCGGGGUACGGGCCCCGGCCCAGCCACCGCCAGCCCCACCUGCGUCGCCUUCACUCCGGAGGCCCAGGACGGCCUGGACCUGCUGGUGGGGAUGGCCAGCGGGGAGGUGCUGCUCCUGUCCCUGGCAGGGUGCCUGGCCCAGCCCAAUGGCGGCAAGCCCGUCCCCGCUGCCAUCUACAAUGAGGCCGGGGUGGACACGCCCGCGCGCGCGGUGUCGGUGCAGUGGAUCCCGGGGACGAACGGCGGCUCCUUCAUAGCCACCCACGCCGACGGGGCCUUCCAUGCCUAUCAUCGGAUCCUGGGGCAGAGCUCUGACAAGUGGCUGCUGCACAGGACCAAUAGCGAGGUGGAGCCCCUGAAGAUGGUCCCCCAUCGGACCAUGUCUGCGUUGUCACGGGGGUGCAGCGUCAUCGCUGCCAUGUCGCCGGCGGGGGACGCGGUGGCGCUGGCGGGAAGGGACGGAAGACUGGCCAUUCAUGCCUACCCCACAGGAGCCUGCAUCGGCGGCUUCAAGAGCUAUUACGGCGGCCUUACCUGCGUGGCCUGGAGCGCAGACGGGUAUCUGGUGGCGGCAGGGGGAGAGGACGACCUCAUCACCGUCUACAGCCUCGUCAGCAAGGCGGUGGCUGCGCGCGCCAGCGCCAGCUACCGCCUGGCCUCCGUGGGGCAGGACUGCCAGCUGUUGCUCUGGGAGGUCUCCGCGCCGGCGGUCAGGGCGGCGACCAGGACGCACAGCGUGCGCAGCUGGAGGGGGGUGAAGUCACUAGACCCGGGCAGCUUUGCUGCCCUGCGCCGGGGGGACAUGCCCCUGGUGGGGCCUCUGGUGCAGCAGAGGAUGACUGCGGACCCGCUCAGCUCCGUUACCGUGUCUGAGCAGGAUGUCCUGCUUUCCUCCUACGGAGGCGGAAUUCUGCGGCUCUGUCGCGCCGGCAGGACCCAGUGA
Messenger RNA from Auxenochlorella protothecoides, 1152 nucleotides. Its product is annotated as putative catabolite repression protein creC. The transcript is spliced from 5 exons. The coding region runs from base 1 to 1152 and encodes 383 amino acids. NCBI's taxonomy places the organism in Eukaryota, Viridiplantae, Chlorophyta, Trebouxiophyceae, Chlorellales, Chlorellaceae. The record is from RefSeq and is a predicted model, not a curated record. Gene Ontology annotation, molecular function: protein binding.